AUGACAGAAACAGCCUUCUCCUUCCCCUCCACCUACAACUUCCCGCCCUUCUUCACCCCGCAACCCAACACCAACACCCGCCACGACCAGCUCAAGAAAUGGGCCGCUCUGAUCCAAGCCUGGUGCCGACACCACCGCCAGCAGCGACUGGCACUGAUCGACGCCGUCGAGUCGCCGCUCUUCCACAACGCCGCACUGCGCAAACGGCUGGAUCUUCGCGAGGCCCGCGCGAUCGUUGACUGGAUGGCCAAGACCGAAGAGGAGGGCGGCGGUGGUGGACGCGCUGAGUGGAUCGAUGCCGGGCGCACUGUCGCCUGGAUCUGGUGGCGGCAGCCAGCGGAGUGGGCGGAUCUUCUGGCGGAGUGGAUUGAGAGCACGGGGCAGAAGGGGGUGGUGUUCACGGUUUAUGAGUUGUUGGAGGGUGAGGGGACGGGGUCGCAAGAAUUCCAUGGCAUGGAUCCCGAGGUCAUGCUACGCUCGCUGAACAUCCUUGUUAAGCGCGGCAAGGCACAGGUCUUUGGUGCUGAGGGCCAGGAGGGUGUCAAGUUCUUCUAG
Penicillium alfredii is the source of this 555-nucleotide messenger RNA. RefSeq names its product ESCRT-II subunit protein VPS25. The coding region runs from base 1 to 555 and encodes 184 amino acids. Gene Ontology annotation, molecular function: protein homodimerization activity; structural molecule activity. Gene Ontology annotation, cellular component: ESCRT II complex. NCBI's taxonomy places the organism in Eukaryota, Fungi, Ascomycota, Eurotiomycetes, Eurotiales, Aspergillaceae. The transcript has 2 exons. Gene Ontology annotation, biological process: protein transport to vacuole involved in ubiquitin-dependent protein catabolic process via the multivesicular body sorting pathway. The record is from RefSeq and is a predicted model, not a curated record.